Messenger RNA from Drosophila serrata, 2182 nucleotides. RefSeq names its product acyl-Coenzyme A oxidase at 57D distal (gene Acox57D-d). Gene Ontology annotation, molecular function: fatty acid binding; acyl-CoA oxidase activity; FAD binding. Gene Ontology annotation, biological process: fatty acid beta-oxidation using acyl-CoA oxidase; lipid homeostasis. Lineage: Eukaryota; Metazoa; Arthropoda; Insecta; Diptera; Drosophilidae. The record is from RefSeq and is a predicted model, not a curated record. Gene Ontology annotation, cellular component: peroxisome.
GCUCACAGCUGUUGGUUGGAUCUUCCCUCUGGCACUUUUUCUUAUUUUGUUAUUAUUUUAUUAACAAUUUUGGCACAAACAUACACUAUACAAUGUCGCACAUCAAGAACUUGAUACCGGAGACUGUGAAUCCAGAUCUACAGAAGGAGCGCACCGGCGCCGAGUUCCAGGUGGAGGAGUUUGCAGCCUGGUGGCAGGGUGGUCAGGACAAGCUGAACACUAAACGCCAGAUCGAAAAGGCCAUCUUCAGUGAUCUGGAGGAUGGUUAUGGCAUCAACCACGAGUACAUGUCCCAUGAGGAGGUCUACAACUCCAGUGUAAAGAAAGUGGCUGAGGCGGCAGUCAAGCUGAAGGCUCUUCAGAACCAACUUAAUCCCGGGGGCAAUGAUAUCUGGCCUGGAUUUUUGUUCAAUGUGCAGAGCCAUGGACUUUUCCCGGCCAAUCAUCCGGUGUCCACGCACAUCACCAUGUUUGUGGAUGUGAUCAAGGGCCAGGGCACAGCCGAGCAAGUGGAGAAGUGGGGCAAAGCGGCAGAAAACUGCAAUAUUCUUGGAACCUAUGCCCAGACCGAAAUGGCCCAUGGAACUAAUGUUCGUGGCAUCGCCACCCGGGCAGACUUUGACCAGACGGAUGAGUUUGUGUUGAAUACUCCCAAUUUGGAGGCCUACAAAUGGUGGCCCGGCGGCUUGGGUCACACUGCCAAUCAUGCUAUGGUUGUAGCCCAACUGUAUAUUGCCGAUGUCCAUCAUGGUGUGCAGAUGUUCAUUGUGCCGUUGAGGGAUCCGGAGACUCAUAUGCCCCUGCCUGGCAUUGAUAUUGGCGAGAUUGGAAAGAAACUGGGAAUGGUAUCGGUUAAUCAGGGCUUUCUGGGCCUCAACAAAGUUCGCAUUCCACGUACCAACAUGCUGAUGAAGUUCGCCAAGGUGGAGCGUGAUGGCACCUUUAAGGCCAGUCCGGCCUCAAGGGUUAACUACUUGACCAUGGUUUAUACGCGUUGUCUCAUUGUCAAUCUGAACUCCACGUUGCUGCUGGAGGCAGCCACCAUAGCCACCCGAUACUCAGCCGUUAGGAGACAGAGUCCCAUUGAGGCCAAUCAACCAGAGCCGCAGAUCAUUGAUCAUAUCACUCAGCGCCUGAAGCUUUUCCCCGAGAUUGCCACUGGAAUGGCUUACCAUUUGGCUGCGGAGUACAUGUGGGAGAUGUAUGCCCAGACUGUGCAGGAGGCCAACAGUGGCAAGUUCGAUCGCCUGCCCGAUAUGCACAUUCUGUCCUGCGCCUUGAAGGUCCUUUGUACUACGGACGGUUGUGCAGGCAUUGAGCGACUGCGUCUUUCCACUGGAGGUCAUGGUUAUCUUACAGCUGCCAACAUGAGCAAUAUCUAUGGAAACGCUGUGGCGGCUUAUACGUACGAGGGAGAGAACACAGUGCUUCUUCUGCAAAUCGGACGUGCUCUGGUCAAGGCCUGGGCUGCAUUUGUGGAGAAGAAGCCCGUGUCGGCUUCUUAUAGUUACUUUGCCAGCUCCAUGAAGUUGAAGGAGUUCCCCAAGUGGGACAACUCGUGGCAGUGCAUCAUCAAGGCUCUGCAAUACACGGCAGCACAAAAAACCCGCAUUGCCUUCGAGAACCUAGCAGAUCGCAUGGCCAGUGGUCAGUCUCAGGGUGUGGCAGCCAACAAUACAGGCAUCGAGCUAACUCGUGCUGCGGAGCUGCAUGGCCGUCAGUUCGUCUGCCAGACAUUCCUCGAGCAAAUCACAGGUCCCAAGGCCCAGAAGCGUUCAGCAUCACUCAACAAGGUUUUGGAGAAUGUCCUGGAGCUCUUCCUGGUCCAGACUGUGCUCAACAACCUGAAUGAUAUUUUAAGAUUCAUCAACCUAAGUGAUGCCGAUCUGAGGUCGCUGCAGGAGCGUCUGGAAGUCUCGCUGGAGAAGUUCCGCCCCAAUGCGGUGGCCAUAUGCGAUGGCUUCGACUUCCAUGACCGCGUCCUCAACUCCGUCCUGGGCAGCUACGAUGGCAACGUGUAUCCGCGACUAUUUGAUUCGGCUAAGCGCAGCACCAUGAACCAGAAGCCUGUCCAAAAGUCCUUCGAGACCUACCUCAAGCCCCUGAUGAAGGCUAAUCUUUAACGCAAAAACCCAGCAGAAAGUCAUGUGGAAAUAAAGAGUAGAUUGUUUUGUUUAAAUUA